This is a messenger RNA of Moesziomyces antarcticus, 1179 nucleotides long. Its product is annotated as NAD(P)-binding protein. The record is from RefSeq and is a predicted model, not a curated record. NCBI's taxonomy places the organism in Eukaryota, Fungi, Basidiomycota, Ustilaginomycetes, Ustilaginales, Ustilaginaceae. The coding region runs from base 1 to 1179 and encodes 392 amino acids. The transcript has a single exon.
AUGUCUUCGCCUAGGAACUAUCUCGUGUGGGGCGCCAAUGGCGUCUCUGGCAUCGCUGCGCUGCGAGCGCUGGUCGAGCAGCCGAGCGAGGUGGUUGGCUCGAUUCUCGCCGUCUCGCGCCGGCCGCCGCAGGUGGAUCUCAAGGACAAGCGCAUCAAAUUUGUCUCAAUCGACAUCCUCAAUGCCUCGGUUGACGAGAUCGCUGACCAGCUCAAGGCGAAUGGAGGCGACAAGGUGAACGCGGCGCUGCACUACACCUACAUCGAGAAGAAGGACGCCCAGGAGCUUUUGGACGUCAACCAUGUGCUGCUCAGCAAGGCUCUCGAUGCCACGUAUGCCGCAGCGGGAAAGCAGCUCAAGCAUUUCCACCUGCAGACCGGCUACAAGUGGUACUCGCUGCACCUGGCCAACAAGGACAUCGCUUCGCCCGUUCCGUACCAGGAGGACGCUCCGCGCGGUCCCACCGACCCUCCCAACUUCUACUAUGACCAGGUGGACACGCUCGUAGCGCACGCUCAGAAGCACGGAUACGCGUGGUCGGAAACGCGACCCAACACCAUCAUCGGAGCGGCCAAGGGCAACUUCAUGAACCAGGCCGUGUCGACGAGCCUGUACCUGGCGCUCGAGAAGGCCAAGGGCAAGAGCGAAGUGCAGUAUCCGGGCAACAAUCUCAACUGGGACCAGAUAUUUGUCUCACAGAGCACGGCGAUCAACAAUGCGCGCUUCCAGGUCUUCCUCACCGAUCCGGCCAACGCGGCCAAGUGCGAGAACCAGUCGUUCAACAUUGAGGACGGUGACAAGCGCACGCUCGGCCAGCUCUGGCAAGACCUCGCAAAGGAGCUCGGUCUCAAGGUGCUGCCCCCUACCGCGGCGGGCGAGGCCAAGUACAACGACAAGCCACCGAAGCUGAGCCUGAGCCUGGACGAGUGGAGCAAGCGACCCGAGAACAUCGAGGCGUGGAAGAAGCUCACCAGCGAGAAGGGUGGCGACCCCUCGGCCUUCUCUGACCACGCCACGUUUGCGUUCGCCGACUUCACGCUCGGCGCUACCUUUGACCAGCAGGGUAGCCUCGACAAGGUCAGAGAUGCAGGUUAUGCGACUGUCUGUGAUACGGUCAAGGACGGAUACCUCGAGACCUACCGAUACCUCCAGGAGAUCGGCACUCUGCCCCACGACUGA